GUUUCUGGCUCUGGGGUACCAGGCGCCCCUGUGAUACUCCUCAGCUCUCUUAACACGGACGCGGUGUGUGAGCGCGUCAAACACAUCGACGGCAUGGACCCUAGCAUGCUGGGCCAGUACACCGCCACCAUCAAGAAGGUGAGGCCUGCUAUACUUUUACAUUUUAGUCAUUUAGCAGACGCUCUUAUCCAGAGCGACUUACAGUUAGUGAGUGCAUACAUUUUUCACACUAUACACACUGUCUCACACACACAGCCCUCAUAUACACACACUCAGCCUUUUACACACUCAUAGCCUCCUACACCCACAUAGCCCCUCCUACGUUUGCUUAUACAACACUUCUGUCAAUAAAGUUGAUUCAAAAGAUUAAAUAUCAGUCAUGUCAGGGUAUCCAUUCCACACAAGGGGUGUUUCUCAAUAUGCAUACUACCGUGCUCCGAGCACGCAAAUUGGAGCACAGAACAGUUGGAGUAUGAGUCCAAAUCAAAGUAUGCGUAACGGAGAACAGAGGGCAAUUCUCAGAUGCAUACUUUUCUAAGCAUGCAUUGAUGCAAGCUUCAACUGAAAUAUUCCCAUGAUUGUUGACGUAAUAUGAUGCAACCACAUAAAAUACAACUCAACAUUUCUUGAAACAAUGCCGUCUGGUUUUGAGCUAAAGGGAGAGAAAAUGAACUCCGACUUCGGACUGAAAUGCUUCCCACUCACAUUGCAUACACUACCGGUCAAAAGUUUUAGAACACCUACUCAUUCAAGGGUUUUUCUUUAUUUUUUACAAUUUUCUACAUUGUAGAAUAAUAGUGAAGACAUCAAAAAACUAUGAAAUAACACAUAGAAUCAUGUAGUAAACAAAAAAGUGUUAAACAAAUCAAAAUAUAUUUGAGAUUCACUCUUUGCCUUGAUGACAGCUUUGCACACUCUUGGCAUUCUCUCAGCCAGAUUCAUGAGGUAGUCACCUGGAAUGCAUUUCAAUUAACAGGUUAACAGGUGUGCCUUAUUAAAAGUUAAUUUGUGGAAUUUCUUUCCUUCUUAAUGGUUUUAGCCAAUCAGUUGUGUUGUGACGGGGGGUGGGGGGUGGGGAUACAGAAGAUAGCCCUAUUUGGUAAAAUACCAUGUUGCCUGAAUUUUAUAUUGAUACGUUAAUAAAUACAUACUGUGUUCAUUUUGGCAUGUUUAACUGCCUAGAAUAUCCACUGUAGUGUGUGUAGACAGCAAGCUAACUAACAAAUAAUUGGUUGCUAGCUAGCUUCCCAUGAAGAAUUUGUAGCUAACGUUGGCCAGCUGCCUUUCAUAACAACAUUAGUUGUAGGUCAUUUGUACAAGUAAAACUAGCUGGCUAGCUAGAUUAUUGGGAUUCACAUAUAGCUAGCUGAUAAUUAUUAAGUUACAAGCUCACAUUUGCUUUAUGUAGUUAUCUUGUUUAGUUUGUAUUGUUCAAAGGUAAUGCAUUAGCACGGGAGUGCGCAUUGCUUCUCAAAUGUUAAUUUGUAUGUACUCGAAAGUCCUCAGAGAACGAACUCGCAGCAUGAGAGUGUGGAGCAUGGUAGCAUGCAUAUUGAGCAACAACCAAGGGUUUAAUUUUUGUCUAUUAAAGGUCCAAUGCAGCUGUUUUUAUCUCAGUAUCAAAUAAAUUCUGGUUAACAAUUACGUACCUUACUGUGAUUGCUUUCAAUUAAAAUGGUCAAACAGAAACAAAAAUAGCUUCUUAGCAAAGAGCAAUUUCUCAAGCAAGACUUGUGCUAGGACUGUCUGGGAGUGGUCUGAGUGGGGAGGGGAAAACUGAAAACUAGCUGUUAUUGGCAGAGAGGUUUGGAACUUUCUUAUUGGCCUAUUAACUAAUUUACCACCAGAUGAUUUCACUAGGCAGGCCAAAGCACCAUCCCACCAAAACAGGCUGCAGUUUCAGGCAAUCUUUUCAUCAGAUCUUACACUAAAAGGGCAUUAUCAUAAUUUUCACAAUUUCACAGUAUUAUUCCAACCUCAUAAGGUGGAAAUAUACACUACAUGACCAAAAGUAUGUGGACACCUGCCAUUCAAACGUCUCAUUCCAAAAUCAUGGCCAUUAAUAUGGAGUUGGUCCCCCCUUUGCUGCUAUAAAAGCCUCCACUCUUAUGGGAAGGCUUUCCACUAGAUGUUGGAACAUUGCUGCGGGGACUUUCUUCCAUUCAGCCACAAGAGCAUUAGUGAGGUCGGGCACUGAUGUUGGGCGAUUAGGCCUGGCUGGCAGUCGGCAUUCCAAUUCAUCCCAAAUGUGUUUGAUGGGGUUGAGGUCAGGGCUCUGUGCAGGCCAGUCAAGUUCUUCUACACCAAUCUUGACAAACCAUUUCUGUAUGGACCUCGCUUUGUGCAUGGGGGCAUUGUCAUGCUGAAACAGAAAAGGGACUUCCCCAAACUCCUGCCACAAAGUUGGAAGCACAGAAUCGUCUAGAAUGUAAUUCUAUGCUGUAGCAUUAAGAUUUCCCUUUACUGGAACUAAGGGGCCUAGGCCGAACCAUAAAAAACUGCCCCAGACCAUUAUUCCUCCUCCACCAAACUUUACAGUUGGCACUAUGCAUUGGGGCAGGUAGCGUUCUCCUGGCAUCCGCCAAACCAAGAUUUGUCCGUCGGACUGCCAAAUGGUGACGCGUGAUUCAUCACUCCAGAGAAUGCGUUUCCACUGCUCCAGAGUCCAAUGGCGUCGAGCUUUACACCACUCCAGCCGACACUUGGCAUUGCUUAUGGUGAUCUUAGGCUUCUGUGCAGCUGCUCGGCCAUGGAAACCCAUUUCAUGAAGCUCCUGACUAACAGUUAUUGUGCUGACAUUGCUUCCAGAGGUAGUUUGGAACUCGGUAGUGAGUGUUGUAACCGAGGACAGACAAUUUUUACGCGCUUCAGCACUCGGCAGUCCCGUUCUGUGAGCUUGUGUGGCCUACCACUUCGUGGCUGAGCCGUUGUUGCUCCUAGACGUUCCCACUUCACAAUAACAGCACUUACAGUUGACCGGGGCAGCUCUAGAAGGGCAGAAAUUUGACGAACUGACUUGUUGGAAAGGUGGCAUCCUAUGACGGUGCCACAUUGAAAGUCACUGAGCUCUUCAGUAAGGCCAUUCUACUGGCAAUGUUUGUCUAUGGAGAUUGUAUGGCUUUGUGCUCGAUUUUAUACACCUUUCAGCAAUGGGUGUGGCUGAAAUAGCAGAAUCCACAAAUUUGAAGGGGUGUCCACAUACUUUUGUGUAUAUAUAGUGUAUAUAAAACACAUGAAAAUCUCAUCUUUGACUGCACUGGGCCUUUUAAUAAUGACCUGUAUCAGCUUUAUAUGGCCCGGGCCUCCCGAGUGGCGCAGCGGUCUAAGGCACUGCAUCGCAGUGCUAGAGGCGUUACUACAGACCCGGGUUCAUUCCCGGGCUGUGCCACAACCGGCCGUGGCCUUGAGUCCCAUAGGACGUCGUCCGGGUAAGGGGAGGGUUUGGCUGGGGUGGCUUUACUUGGCUCAUCGUGCCCUAGCGACUCCUUGUGGCGGGCCGGGUGCCUGCAGGCUGACCCCGGUCACCAGUUGAACGAUGUUUCCUCUGACACAUUGGUGCGGCUGGCUUCCGGGUUAAGCUGGCGGGUGUUAAGGAGCGCGGUUAGGCGGGUCAUGUUUCGGAGGACUCAUGACUCCACCUUCGCCUCUCCCAAGCCUGUUGGGGAGUUGCAGCAAUUAGACAAGGGGGUACAAAAAAAAGGGGGUACAAAAAUAAUAAAUAAAAUAAAUAUAUAUAUAAUAAUAUAAUAAAAAAAUUCUACUAAAAAAUAUAGCUUCAUAUGGCCCAACAAAACAGCCAAAGUUGAUGUCUGCAUUGAGCUUCCAGUCCAUUUAGACAGGAUGUCAUUAAUGUCUAGGCUAUAUAUCAAUUCCUCUAGACCACAGUUGGCCCACUUAACAACACUUCUAGUGAGACAUUGUCUUUAUGUGAAAGUAUUUAUUGUUCUGUGAGGUGCAGAACUGAGAAAAGUAUAGCAAUGUAGAGUUCAUACAUGUGUACCUUUGGAAUUGAGGCUUUAGACAUGGCUUUAGCCCAGGACUACUGUUAAAUACGAGUUUCGUUAUACCAUCAGAAGGGAUUCCAAAUGUCUCUAUUUUGCCUUACUUGAGCACAUGGCCCUACUUGCCCAACCUCUAAAUGCGCCUACUUUAGCCUCCUUGUCCCGUCUUUUCCAACUUAUACAUAUGGGCCUACUUUACUCAAUUUAUGCCUACUUAUGCCCUAAUUUAUACAGUAUGGGUUAGCUUCCCAGACACAGAUUAAGCCUAAUCCUUAAAUAAAAAGCAAGCUUGAUGGAGAAUCUCCAUUGAUAGUGCUUUUUAGUCCAGGAUUAGGCUUUUUAGUCCAGGAUUAGGCUUUAUAUUAUAUUAUAUAUAUUAUAUUAUCUGUGUCCGAACCGGCCCAAUGUGCCUGUAUUUGAUCAACUGUGAUCAUGUCUCUGCCUCUCUCUCUCCAUGUUAGGCCAAUGUGAAUGGCCGGGUGCUGUCUCAAUGCAACCUGGAAGAGCUGAAAAAAGAGAUGAACAUGAACUUUGGCGACUGGCAACUCUUCAGAGGCAUGGUAAGACAAAACCUCCACCUCCACUUUUAAAUACUCAACAUCCUUCUUUUAUUUAUUUUAUGUGUACAUUAAUAUCAGUGUCCUGAUUUCUAUUCACCGGAUUUGUGUUUUGUGCGUUGUUUUUUUUGUCUUCUAAAAAAUCAGGGCAUCUUGUAAUACAUCUUGAGCCCUCUCUGGAGACAUCGGAGGAUUUUAUAAUCCGUAUUACGAGAAAGUCUGGAGUCUGCUCCGCUCGCUCGGGGGGCUGGAAUCAGGAACACAUGUAGCUUGCGUUGAUCAGAUGUCCGUUUGUGCCUCCUUCCACAAACGAAUGUUGUGUUGCCAGAACGUGGCCAGCCAGCCAGCCAUCUGGUCCAAGAUGGCUGAGAUUUAGAUGAAGGAAGGUUAUUGUCAGUGGGAGCUGCAGUCAGCCAGUCUCCAUGCAGUCGAGGGGUCUGACUCUGAAUAGCUGCACGGUUUUACAAGAAAUUGAAUUUUUCCCUCUUCUGAGCACAUCCCAAGCCAUCUGAUGUGGAGACCGGACCACUAACUGUAUGCAUAUAGGCCCUAUAGAGUUUAACAGAAUUCAUUUGAGUGUGAACGUUGUCAUCAGAUGUACUCACCAUCUAUUGAACUAAAAUACUAGUACUGACUUUGUGUUUCUAAAGUAUUAAGAUGAUGGUUAUGUAUUGGCUUCCUACAGCAGCUGAUGGUAGACUAUAUGUUAGGUAAAGAGCUGGUAGAUGCAGUGUGCUGAAUCUAUUCCUAUUGGUUGUGUGUGGUUCUAUAGAGUUAGUGGUUGUAUGUUGGUUUCAUAGCUAGUGGUUAUACUGUAUAUUGGCUCUGUAGCUUGUGGAUAUUUCCUAUGUUGAGUCUAUCUAUACCUUGGGGUGACAUGUUUGCUCCGCACGCGGCUGGCUGUAUGCUUUUCUCUCUAACAGUCCCCUCUCCCCUCUCCCAGGUGAUGGAGCAGCGUCACGGGGAGAGCCAGGCCCUGCAGGAGGAGUCUCGUGCGGCCAGCGAGCAGGGCAGCAGCGUGGUCAACGUGGAGACGGCCAGGCACCAGGGAGCUCCCCAUGAGGUGGGCAGCUACAGCUUGAACCUCAGCUUCGAGGAGCUCAGUAACGUAGGCCUGGGUCUGGAGGAGCCCCCGAGACCCACUCAGCACUGGCCCGUGGUGAGUUGAAUACACACACUCCCACUCGUAUACACAUACGCACAUGCACGCACACACACACACACACACGUACACAUAUACGUACACUCAUACACACACACACAUUGAUAAAUACGGUACAUACACAAACACACAUUUACACAUGCAGUACAUUCAUAGACUCAUGUACUGAGCACAGAUAAACACAUUCACAUACCCACAGAAAUACAAACAUGCCAAGCCUUCCAAACACCCUUAAAGAGGACAUGUAAGCAGUCAAAUAUGCAAAUACAGUUGCUAGUGAAAGUCUACCCACCCCUUGCACAGUCUUCGUAUUUUGCUGCCUUAAAAUAAAAUAAAAUAAAAAAUAACUACAGAUCUGCACAACCUACUCCACAUUUUCAAAGUAGAAUUAUAGAAAUGUUCCAAACUAAAGUAGAAAAUUGUAUAUCAUAAACUGCAGUUGAGGAGCAAUGGGAAAGUAAUUCUGCUUUGAAAGUUGAUAAACUUGUAACCCCACUUUUGAGAAAAUGUUUUGGUACACCUACUGGAGAGCUCUUCUUUGUCUACACCUAUUCAGCAACGUUUACACCCUCUUAAUCCUUAGCCCCACCCAUCUCUUUAAGGAUUCACAUGUGAGGCCAUGUGCUAAAUAGAGUGAGUAGUGUAGUAAACAACCAAAGAUUUCAAGACUAAAAGUGGUGAAAGUAGUAGCCUACAAUAAGGAAAGACUACACUUUAUCUAGUCCUUGGCCUAUAUCCUAAUCUGACUUUGAAAGUGUCCAGAUACAAAUAUUUUAUAAUCAUUAGAUGAUGCUUACCCAGACACUUGUCUAAAUUGAUGGGUCAUGUGAAAGAAAUGCUAUAACCACCCCCCCCAGCCACAUCUAGCUAAGUGGAUGGGUCACUAUUGUCUAGACAUGUACACAUGUUCAUGAAAUACAAUAGAUGGCCGUAAUAAUAAUAUAAUAAUAAUAUGCCAUUUAGCAGACGCUUUUAUCCAAAGCGACUUACAGUGCAUACAUUUUUUUGUGUAUGGGUGGUCCCGGGGAUCGAACCCACUACCUUAACGUUACAAGCGCCGUGCUCUACCAGCUGAGCUACAGAGAACCACUAAUCACCCCCAGACACACCUGGCUUGAUGGGUAAUUGAAUAAUUAUCUUGCAAAGUGGAGUCUUUUGUUUUGACAUAUAGCUAGUAGCUAAACAAUGAACCAUAAUCCCAACCCAUAGCUACGGUACAAACGAAUUGUCAUAGCUAGCCACUAUGCAUGAACUGCUGGAGUAUGAAUCUGCAGGUAGCUAAAGCUAACCAACUAGGUUCAAUGUUAGCUAGCUAGCUAACAGUACACUUUAACUUGCAAUGAAAAUGACUUUCUGACAGAAUUUGAAACGUAUAAUAUCUGAAAAUGUAGCUAGAUUCUUACCUGUAUACAUAAGUGAACGCUUCACAGCAGUGUCUUUUCUGUUUGGUUUGUAGCUAGCUACAGCUUGUUUGGCCCAUUGUUUUGUCAAAUCACUCCAGUUCACACUGACCUUCUGCAGAAAAGUAGUCCAUCACAACUUUUUCCCACUGAUCUUUGUCGAUAGCGCCUGCUAAAUUCUGGGCAACAAUGUUGUUGAGAGCAGUAGAAACACUUUUGCAGAUAUCCAUUGCUAACAUUAUACUGUAUAUCCAUUGUUUUUGUCAAAAUUGCUCAAUCUCAGUAACUUUGACUGGGAACCAUUGAUGGACAGCAAUAUUCAAACAUUUUCUCUGAUUUUCAAGCAAAUUUAAGUCAGGACUGAGACUGGACCACUUAGGAACACUCAACACUUCUUGGAAAGCCAUUCUGGUGUGUCUUUGGCAUUACAAUGUGUGUAAUUGUGUAAGUAAAACUCUAUCCCAGGCUUAGGUUUUAGAAGACUGUGGCGGGUUUCCUGUAACUUUUUACCUGGGCUUUGCUCUUUUCAUAUUUCUUUUGAUCCUGGCAUACUCACCAGUCCCUGCCAGUGACAAGCAUACCCAUAACAUAAUGCUGUCACCACAAUACUUGAAAAACAGAGGGUUUCACUAUGUGUUGGAUUGGAUUUGACCCCAACCUAUAGUUUUUAAUUUAGGCCCAAAACUUAAUUUCUUUGCUGUGUUGUCUUGCAGUAUUAUUAAACGGCAUUGUUGCAAACCGAAUGGAUGAUUUGAAGUAGAUUCUUAUAAUACAGGUUUCCUUCUUUUUACUUUGUCAAAUAGGCCGGUAAUGAGGAGUGAAUGUAAUGUUGUUGAUCCCUUUGUAUAUUCUAGUAUUGUGGUGGCAGCAUCAUGUUAUGGGUAUACUCUUGUCACCGCAAGGGAUUGGGGAGUUUGUCAGGAUCAAAAUAAAUAUUAAAGGAGCAAAGGUAAAAAGUUAGAGGAAAACCCACCUUGGUCUUCUGAAAACCUUACCCUGGGAUAGAGUUUUUAAUUUUUUAGCGGGACGAUUGCACACAUUUUAAUGCCUAAGACACCAGAAUGACUUUUCAAGAGGUGUUCAGUGUUCCUGAAUGGCCCAGUCUCAGUUCUGACUUAAAUCUAUUUGAAAAUCAGAGACAAGGUUUGAAUAUUGCUGUCCAUUAAUGAUUCCCAACCAAAUGUACUGUGCUUGAGCAAUUUUGACAAAAUCAAUGGAUUAUGUUGCGCUAAGAGUUGUGCAAGGUUGGUAGAAUUGUAUAAAAAAAUUAUUAACAGUUGUAAUGACUACCAAAGGUGCUUCCACCAAGUAUUGAUUUGAGGUGUGACGACAUACAGUACCAGUCAAAUGUUUGGACACACCUACUCAUUCAAGGGUUUUUCUUUAUUUUGACUAUUUGACUAUCAAAACUAUGAAAUAACACAUAUGGAAUCAUGUAGUAACCAAUAAAGUGUUAAACAAAUCAAAAUAUAUUUAAUAUUUGAGAUUCUUCAAAUAGCCACCCUUUGCCUUGAUGACAGCUUUGCACACUCUUGGCAUUCUCUCAACCAGCUUCACCUGGAAUGCUUUUCCAACAGUCUUGAAGGAGUUCCCAUAUACACUACCGUUCAAGAGUUUGGGGUCACUUAGAAAUGUCCUUGUUUUCGAAAAGAAAAGCAAUUUUUUGGUCCAUUAAAAUAACAUCAUUGGUUUGUAGCUAGCUACAGCUUGUUUGGCCCAUUGUAACAGUGAAGAGGCGACUCCGGGAUGCUGACCUUCUAGGCAGAAUUGCAAAGAAAAGGCCAUAUCUCAGACUGCCCAUCUUAAUAUUUUAUUUUUAUUGGCCAGUCUGAGAUAUGGCUUUUUCUUUGCAACGAUGCCUAGAAGGUCAGCAUCCCGGAGUCGCCUCUUCACUGUUGACGUUGAGACUGGUGUUUUGCGGGUACUAUUUAAUGAAGCUGCCAGUUGAGGACCUGUGAGGCGUCUGUUUCUCAAACUAGACACUCUAAUGUAUUUGUCCUCAUGCUCAGUUGUGCACCAGGGCCUCCCACUCCUCUUUCUGUUCUGGUUAGAGCCAGUUUGUGCUGUUCUGUGAAGGGAGUAGUACACAGCGUUGUACGAGAUCUUCAGUUUCUUGGCAAUUUCUCGCAUGGAAUAGCCUUCAUUUCUCAGAACAAGAAUAGACUGACGAGUUUCAGAGGAAAGUUCUUUGUUUCUGGCCAUUUUGAUUCUGUAAUCGAACCCACAAUUGCUGAUGCUCCAGAUACUCAACUUGUCUCAAGAAGGCCCGUUUUAUUGCUUCUUUAAUAAGCACAAAAGUUUUCAGCUGUGCUAACAUGAUUGCAAAAGUAUUUUCUAAUGAUCAAUUAGCCUUGAUAAUGAUAAACUUGGAUUAGCAAACGCAACGUGCCAUUGGAAUACAGGACUGAUGGUUGCUGAUAAUGGGCCUCUGUAAGCCUAUGUAGAUAUUCCAUUAAAAAUCAGCUGUUUCCAGCUACAAUAGCCAUUUACAACAUUAACAAUGUCUACACUGUAUUUCUGAUCCAUUUGAUGUUAUUUUAAUGGACAAAAAAAUUGCUUUUCUUUCGAAAACAAGGCCAUUUCUAAGUGACCCCAAACUUUUGAACGGUAGUGUAUGCUGAGCACUUGUUGGCUGCUUUUCAUUCACUCUGCUGUCCGAGUCAUCCCAAACCAUCUCAAUUGGGUUGAGGUCGGGGGAUUGUGGAGGCCAGGUCAUCUGAUGCAGCACUCCAUCACUCUCCUUCUUGGUCAAAUAGCCCUUACACAGCCUGGAGGCAUUCCAAAAAUCUCAAAUUUGGACUCCAGACCAAAGUACACAUUUCCACCGGUCUAAUGUCAAUUGCUCGUGUUUCUUGGACCAAGCAGGUCUCUUCUUAUUAUUUGUGUCCUUUUAGUAGUGGUUUCUUUGCAGCAAUUCGACCAUGAAGGCCUGAUUCACACAGUUCCCUCUGAACAGUUGAUGUUGAGAUGUGUCUGUGACUUGAACUCUGUGAAGCAUUUAUUUGGGCUGCAAUUUCUGAGGCUGGUAACUCUAAUGAACUUAUCCUCUGCAGCAGAGGUAACUCAGAGUCUUCCAUUCCUGUGGCGGUCCUCAUGAGAACUAGUUUCAUCAGAGCGCUUGAUGGUUUUUGCGACUGCACUUGAAGAAACUUUUAAAGUUCUUGAAAUGUUCCGUAUUGACUGACCUUCAUGUCUUAAAGUAAUGAUGGACUGUCGUUUCACUUUGCUUAUUUGAGCUGUUCUUGUGUAAGGGCUAUAUGACCAAGAAGGAGAGUGAUGGAGUGCUGCAUCAGGUGACCUGGCCUCCACAAUCACCCGACCUCAACCCAAUUGAGAUGGUUUGGAAUGAGUUGGACCGCAGAGUGAAGGAAAAGCAGCCAACAAGUGCUCAGCAUAUGUGGGAACUCCUUCAAGACUGUUGGAAAAGCAUUUUUUGAAAAUGUUGAGCAGGUUGUGUAGAUCUGUAUGGAAAAUAUCCAGUUUAAUCCCUUUUUAGAUAAACAUUUAAGGCAGCAAGAUGUGAAGACUGUGCAAUGGGUGUGUAGACUUUCACUAGGCACUGUAUACACUUACACAAGCAGUCAUUGAACUCAUCAGAGCUAAAUUAGCAUGUGGUUUUGGGUGAGAUGAUGGCAGUUUUGACCUCCCCUGGUUGAGGACGUUGACGUGGCUGAUCACACAUACACAGACUCACACCACCAAAGGGCAAGGCAGGGUGUUAGAAAAGCUGUUAUUUUUGCCCUCUCUGCUCUCAACUGCCAACAUGCUAACAUAUACGCAAACAUAAACUUCUCUAGCAUGGCUGUCAGUUUUUUAUUGUCAUUACUAGUUAUUUGGUGGCUUGCAGUGCUGUUGUUUGCCUGUAAAUAAAGCAUUGUAAAGUCAAACAGCACCACCAUGACCACAAACCUCAUGAGAUUGUGCUUUCUCACCCCUUUACCCAAACCAAUAACGUCCAUGGCGCAUCCCGUUCCCCCCUCAACCAUAACAAAAACCUUUAUACUGCACGUUACCCUCUCCUUCCCACCCCCAGGCGGCCACCCACCGCACCCCCAGCAUGUCCAGCCUCAACUCCCAGGAGUCAUCCAACGACAUCUGCAAGCUGACGGACAAGCAGCAGGCAGAGUAUCGCGACGCCUACCGCGAGUACAUCACCCAGAUGACCCAGCUGGACGUGGCCGGAAGCGGGGGAGAGAAGCCCGUCCAGCCCCACCCGGGCCAGUUCCUCCAGAGCCGAGAGGUCAGAGACCCAGAGGAAAAGGCCAAAGACGGGACCGAGCAGGAGGGCCGCAAGCCCUCUUUCCCCACCAAGAGAGGGGCUAAAGCUAUGGAUGCGGUCGAUUACAGAUGCCCCCCUGGACCCCAUCAGCGAAGAGGACGAGAAGCUGUAUUCCAGCGCCUCCAAAGCAGGGGGCUCCAAGGUGAAGGGAGCAGGGCCUCGAUACCACAAUGUCCCCAGUGAUGAGGAGUCAGGGACGGAGGAAUCAGACAACACCCCUCUGCUCCAGGAAGAAGGGAAGGAGGGGGGCGCCCAAGCGACAUCCGACAUAGCCCUGGACAAGAAGGACUCGUCCGACUCGGGGUUGAGGUCUGGCGAGAGCUCCUCGGACCACUCCCUAGUGGAAGCCGAAGAGGUUAAUAAACCCAACCUGAUAGAGCUGGAGCUAGAAGGUCUGGUAAAGGAGAGGGGCCUGCUGCCCAGCAGUCUGAGUGGCCUCCACGAUUCCACCAUCGCCCGCAUGUCCAUCUGCUCCGAGGCCCCAUCCGAGGGCAGCCUGAUGGCCUCCAGCCCCGACGAAACCUGGUUCCCCGCCAGCUUGUCCAUGAGCAACCUCAACCGCGCCUCCAGUACCACCACGCUCAACAACAACAGUAGCAACAACGCUGCCACCACCAACACCAGCCAAGACAACCAAGACACAGAGAGCUCCACCCCACGCUCCAGCACUGACUCCACCACUGGGCCUGUCCAUAACCAGAACCUGCGUGGGAUCAUCCUCAAGAGGGCACUGAGCACCGGGGAGGCCCUUGAGGGCCACACAGGGGCCCCUGAUGCCAUUAUCCUGGAGGACGAGAGAGAGAGUGUC
Molecule: messenger RNA, 12207 nt
Organism: Coregonus sp. 'balchen'
Lineage: Eukaryota; Metazoa; Chordata; Actinopteri; Salmoniformes; Salmonidae
Source: the annotation of a GenBank genome assembly